UUGUGUGGUUGUGUAGGGUUAAAUGUGUAUGGAUGUACGUCCGGUCCGAUUACGUGUGCAAAUAUUAUUAUACAUGAUUGCAAUAACAACUAGUAGAAGACUUAGCUCUGCACACGCUGCGAACAUGAACGGGAUUUUGAGCCAAGUUUUGUUUAUGGAAAAUAUUUCCAGAAGAUGUUUAUUACCAUGAGAGAUAUUAUUUCUUCACAUGAUCUGGGUUGCUUGGUUAGCUAAGGAUAGCGUAUGCCAUGUGUUGUGUGAAGUUGAAUUUGAAGUGAUGUUUUGGACUCUCGACCUCAGCUCAUGUCCAGUGACUGAUUGAGUGUGUUACUGUAGUGUUGGUGACUUGUGUGUUGAAGUUCAGCGCACGGCGGAACGGUUGUCCUCUUUUGAUGAGGUCAUUUGUUUGGCUGACGUCGUUGUUUUAUCAAUCAAUUAGUCUUGUCGUUGUCAAGUUUUGAAUAUUGGUUGGACAAGGUUUCCAGGAUUUGUCACCUACAUGUAGGGUUCUAGAUUUGUGAUGUAAAACUGAUGGAUUUCUACCUCCAUGGAUGGUUGUAGUUCCUUACUCUAUGGUCUUAGAGGGUUGACUUCUUACCUUAUUGAUGUGUGUGGUUGCUCCAGUACUACUACGAGUACUAGGCCUACCAGUACAUGCACUGUACCCCCUGUAGGCGACCAAGCAAUAAGGCAAGCCUAUGCAUAUAUAUGCAUGCGCUAGCCUUUUGCACAAGCUGUGCCAAUAAUUCAAGUCAACCUUAAUUUACUUUAACAGAACUAUUCAGCAUGUUCAGUCUCUGCCUUGAAACAUGACUGGUGUGUGGCAUUCUUUUUGCUCUUUUGAUUGUAGUACAGGGCUAGCAGGUCCCUCAUUUUCAACAGCGAUACAAAUUCAUGAAUGAAGUCUGUUUUUCACUUGCUGUCAUUAAUUUAGGUGCAGCAGUCCAGUAUACUUUCUGACGCCUUUCCGUUUAUGUUUUUUCCAAAAGGGCAUGACACAAUAGGCAAAACUGCUGUGAUAAAUUGAUGAGUUGUAGUAGUAGAGUAGAGGGUGCUUUUGUUGAUCGCCUCUGUGCAUGUCUUGGAUGUAUCAGCUUUUGAGAUGGCCAAUUUGUUUGAGAAGCUAAGUUUUUCUGUGCCGAGGCCUGCGACACCAGAGGAAAAAAUUGUUUCAAACGGAGUGGCUGAUUCUACGGAGAGCAAUGCUUGGUCAAGUAGUCAAGUUGAUGAGUUUCGUAAAGGGAAGAAUUUCUUGAGUCCGCUAGCGAUUAGCGGAAAAUCUUUGCUGCUCUCUAAACCUGGUGAUGAGCAGCUUGUGUGUAAACCUGCAACGCAGGAACAAACAGAUGUUGUUAUUCCAGCUGUAAAUAGUGCUGCUGGAAACGAUAUUUGCCAAAAUGACAUUACAACAAACUGCUUGACUUGUGAGUCGGACUCAAAACAUUCGGCAAAUGACCCACCGGAGUUGACAGCUGAACGCCAAAUAUCUCCUGUGGAGAAAGAACCAUCGUGUGAGCAGCCUUUAUCAGAUGAGAACUCUGAAACGAUACAAGAUCCUGAAUCUCCGUCGAUCAUAUCAGAACAAAUAACUGAUACAGAUAGUACGAAAGAAGAGGCUUCUGUUUUUCAGCUGGCAGCACCAUGUACUACUCCAAUGGAACCAAAGUCUGCAAACCCUCUGAGCAAUAGUAUUCCACCACAAGACGAUUCAUUACCUCUUUCAUGUGAUUCAGAAAAUGUUAGUGAACAGUUGUUCCCGGUGACGUUGAAAAAGCCGUCCACAUCUGGUGUAAAAUUACAAGUUAAAAAGCAAUCAAAAUGCAAGAAGACUGAGUCGUUGACACCGGUGACUGAUGAACAAAGUGCCAAAGAACCCAAAAAGAAACAUGCAGCUAAAAAGAAGGAAAAGAAACUUUCGGAAGGUGGAACUGAAAAGACUAGCAAGAGUGAGGCGAGCAGUGGUGUCACCUCUAAGAAGAGCUCAAAGUCAAAGACAAAGUCUGGCAAACGGGAGAGAAAUUCUGGUUCUACGGAUGCCAAAGCAGCUCAUUUACCGCUGAGCAAACCAUUCGUCAUCCCCAGAAAGAAAUCUAAGCAGGGUUUAUUUCAGGAGGUGACCUUGGACUCCAGGGAGUUUCUGAAAGACAUUUUGCCGAUCCUCACCACGCAAUAUCGCAGCAAGGAUUCCUCCACCCGCUUCACCUUCACUAAAGCGCAGCUGGUCCACAACGAGGAACUCGCUAAAUCGUUUUUUGAGUGGCGUAAAGAGAUGAAAGAUGACGGUCGCACAGAUAAGGAGCUGACAGAAUCCUUUGCAUUUAUCUCCACAGACAGCGAAAAAGAAGCUCGGAAAAUGUGUCAAGAAGGUCUAUCAGCCGAUGGUUCCCAUUCCGCUGUGCUGGGUAAUCCUACCAUGGGUGUGUAUUUAUCUCGCUACUCUGACAUCCUCAAAAGAGAUGGACUAGAAUCGAGUCACAAGGGAAUACUGCUUAUCUUGAAGAUACUAAAGGGUAAAGUGAAGGCAGUACCGUUAAACUAUAGCAGCGUGCUUGACCCAAUGCCAAACUAUGACAGUCAUGUGGCAAAGUCUAAUGCUGCGGACAUGAACAGACUGACCUCUCUGCAGACACUAGCUGUGUAUGAUGCUACCAGGAUUUAUUUGUAUGAGUUUGGUGACUUGGACAUGGUGACUCGGCCGAGGCAGAUAUGUCCCUAUGCCAUGGUGCAUUUCACAUACCAGGAGACGGCCAAAUCUGCUCAACCUGUACAACCAGUAAUGUCAUCACCACAUGAAACAAGAAACCCAGUGGCCCAGAGCUCACCCCAGGCACCCCAUCACAGCACGCUCCCACAAGCACUUCCCGUCAACACCCCUGCUCAAUCUAGCACAACUCAAGGUGACACCCACGCUGCUGCACCACACAAGACAGUGACGGCACCAAAAUGUAAAUACAACGUCUUGAGAGAGCGGCACUUUGUGGUCUGGAAGGGUGUGCUGACUGCUAAGGAAGAACCACUCUGUAUUGGCAAGAUGGUGUCUUACACAUCCCCUGUGCUUCCUCAUACACUCCCUUCGUCUUUAAACUUCAAGAACAAGAUCUCCUUUGCCAAGAUGCUGAGCUAUUUCCCAUCUGGGAUCUUUGCCAGUGGAAUACCUCUGACCUCUGACAUCAGGGAAGUCUGUCGGAGAAACAAGUACGUCGUUUACUGUGAGCUACAACAGAUCAAGGAAUCCCACAAGAGAUUUGAGCAUCUCUUACAUUUCUUGACACGUGAACAAGUGGUCUUGAAGUGCAAUCUUGGGGGUGGCGUCAUGGUGUUCGUUCUACCCACCUCCCCGCUGUCCCAAAAGCUUGGCUUGACCAAAGUGGAUUACCCGGACACUCUGCACGUUCUCUUCACAUCCCACCUGCCCAUGAUUGGUCACAUCACAGAGAAGGGCAUCUGCAUGCCUCCUGGCUCAAAGAUACAAAGACCAAUCUCAGAAAACCAACUCCUGGAGAAGAGCAGCAAUAAACAGCUGAUGCUUCGCAUCGGCCUCCUAUCCAUGUUCACAAGACAGACCCAUGACCUCAAACGGCGAGAGUCUACUGAGAUUUCGCCCCUGCAACCACAGCCGGAGGUAUCGGCGAGCCUUUCAGCUUCUAUGACUCUGCCCAGCAGCUUGACUGCGGAGCCUCAGAAUGUCACGGUUAUUGAUUACAAACAUGGGAUUACAGCCAAGAAGGACCUGGUCUCGACGUAUAAGCCGAAACAAGACCUCGCCGACGUCAGUGUGCAACCACCUAAGAAAACACCUGUACCAGCUACAAGCCAAUUGACUGCAAGUGUUCAUAGCGUACAUCCCAUGUACGGUAGUCCAUCAACCGGCUUGGAGCUGAAAUCUGACGUCAAUCCGGAAGCAUCCUUCCACCCCAUGUAUAAUGUGUCUGAGACGCCACCGUUGAAAGGUGCACCCCACCCGAUGCAUACUCCCCAGAAGCUUCACAAGACUGCCGAAACCUUAACUCUUACACCCAAGGAGGGUACCCCAAAAGCUGCAUCGCACCCAAUGUACACCCCGCAGCCAGAGUUGGAUCGUACAACCCCUGGAACCUUAGCGGGGACCCCGAAGGAAAAAAUGCCUCAAGUUUCCCCUCACCCAAUGUACUCGUCGUCGUUCAAGGAGGCCGCACCAAAAGAAAAAGUUCAUCCUAUGUACAGUCAUCACAUUGAGGUGACUCCUCGAGGGAUACCUGGAACUCCUCGCGUGGGCCCUGGGUUCCCACAAGUGGUCCCUGGGACUCCUCGCGUGGGCCCUGGAACCCCACAAGGGGUCCUUGGAACUCCUCUCGUGGGCCCUGGAACUCCUCGCGUGGACCCUAGAAUUCCCAGAGGGGACCCUGGAACUCCCCGAGGGGUACCUGGAACCCCUCGUGUGGGACCUACAACUCCUCAAGGGGACCCCGGAACCCCUCUAAGGGACGAGGCCAUUAGCCCAAGAUCAGCGAUGAGAGACCCUCGCCUCGCUAAUGGCCACCCACACUCACAUUAUCUGACCCCAUUCGGGACAAAUGACUACCAAAGAAGAGCAGAUAUUUCCGGAGUCCAAACAGAACCUCCAAAGGUCUCCCGCUCUAGUAACAUGGAGCUCGGAAGCAUCUUAGACAAACAACAGGAAAUCAAGAAGCUGAAAGAAGAGAUGAAGGUACUCCGCCAGCUCAAGGAAAACACGGUCGGGGAUCAGGGCCUGGAGCAGCUCUACAACACCAAGGUGACGAAGCUUCAAGACAUCCUGGCCGCCCUGCGUCAGGAGCGUGAUCGUCUUAAUCAACCUCAGGCCGAGGGAGAGAGAGCAGAGAGACAGCCUCUUGGCUCUCAUCCGCGUCUCGGUGUGGAGAAGAGGCAGCUUGAGUCACAUCCUCAGGCGGGCGAGGAGCACCAGGGACAAGAGCAGAGUCUUGAAGGCAGUGGAAAGAAGAGCUUGGGGUACAUCGGGUUGGAGGAGCGAGGAAGAGAUCUAUCUGAUCAGGCGCCAGAAACGGAGCGGGAAUUGGGAAGACAGACCGUGCCUACAACUCCUGAGAUGAGCGAGAAUCCUUCUCUAUUGCAGACCCCAACCUUGUCGACCAGACUGGCGGCAGACUCGACAGUCAUUCCAGCUCUCUCCAAAAAAGUUAAUGUGUCCAUCGAAACGCUCAAAGCUGUGAUUGAGAAGGUUUUGAACGAUCCAAAUCAGCCGACCAAUGAAAAGGCGUCAGCGGAGGAGAUCGAGGGCUCCAAAGAUACCCCAUCGUCAUUCCCAGUUUCUAUCCCACUCAAUAUGCUCUCUGCAGAGAAAGCAUUGGAGGCAAAGAGUAGAACCAGAAAUCGUAGCGGGUCCUCUCUUGACGGAAAGAAAAAUUCAGGGCCUGAAGCCACCGUCAAAGCUGCACAUUCUGAGAUUGAGAAUAGAAGCGGUUCCUCCAAACGAUCUUUUGUUGCGUUUGAAGAUGUACUUGCUUCCAUGGACAACUAUAUUCAUACUGCAGCCACCGUCAAAACUGCGCAUUCUGAGAGUGAGAACAAAGACAGAAGCGGUUCCUCCAAACGAUCUUUUGUUGCGUUUGAAGAUGCACUGGGUUCCAUGGACAACUAUACUCAUGCGUCCAAAAAACAGAAAAGAUCUCAUAGUCGUGAUUCAGAGGUACCAGCUGCAUCUGCUUUGCCGAGGACGCUGUCCAAGUCGGGCGGAACGCAAGACGUCGAGGAAGAGAAAAACGCUGAAUCGGACGGCGGUGGAACUCUUGACGAUAGUGAGACCCAGAACCCUGAAGGAAUGGAAAGCUUCAUUGAGAAAUUCAACAAAGAUGGCCUGCUGUUGGACAUCAACUCCGCCAAGAGAAUACUGUCAAACCAGGAGGGCGGACUCGGCUCUCCAAUCCAUGGCGCCUCAGAGAUGAAAGCCUUCCUGAAUGUUGGAGUGAAGAGUGCAAGCAAUCGCAUCAUCAGCGCAACCGAGAUGAAGAGCUACCUCAAUAAGAAACUCGUGGAGGUUGAGCGUGAGAAACUCAACCGAGGGAAGAAGGGAGCAACCUCUACUCGACGUGGGAAAGGCGGCAACAGUACAGAGCGGACAAUUUCUGAAAUUGAUGCCGAAAUUAAGAGACUUAAUAAAGAGAAAGAACGCCUGAAAAUGCACUGCUCUAGGAAAAGACACAGCAGUGGAGGGAGUCAUUCUGAUAAGCCUGGCAAGCUGCCUUUCAUCCAUUCUGUUAACCUGAGCGGCCUCGGCCGAAUACCCAAGAAGAAAACACCCUCCCCGGAGACUGUCCAGGGUGCCCAGAGUCAGAAUGCCCCAGUUCAGGGUGCCCCAGGUCCAACACAAACCCAAGAAGUUGUCAAAACCAAACCUAGUCCAGCAGACACGUUGCAGGAGGAAACUGUCGAGAGUUCUGUUGGCUUAGCGAAGGUCGUUCCGGAUGACAUUGCCUUGAUGGUCAGCAACUCUCACCGAAAGAGCCCCAAACCCUGCUUCCUCAUCUGCUCCAAGGAGAUCCAGCUGAGAGGGGGUAAGGAGAAGGCGUUGCUGGAGACAGGGUUGAAGAAGGACAACAAACCGUUGGCUGUCAUGGUUCUGACCAGGAAGUACCUCCAGGCUGGGAUGAAGGAGUGUGACUGGUCUGGUCACAGCCUCCAGGAUUGUGUUGCAGAUAUACUGCAUGUCAAAUCCAGGAACAGUGAAAGAAGUGAGAGUGAACAGGAGAUUCAUUUCAGUCGGAAUGCUCAGGCUGCCGUCAGGAUUGUCUUUAGGAGGCAGAAAGUGACGGCUGAACCCAUAGGCAGACAGGUCACUGAAAACAAUCAGACAGUGAUGUUUAGCUCGUCUACUGGUGGAAAAUCAGAAGCACCCUCCGGCUCCAUCGACCAGGACCAAGAUCUCAUAAAAACAGACCAAAUUUUGAAAAUACCUUCUAGGGAGAUUAAGAACAGUCAGGACCUGGUCCUGGAGGGUGAAGACAAAUCAAUGGCUCCCAAGAAGCAAGAAUCUGCUGAGGAAUCGGGUCAUGUCGAAGACAGAUCCCAAGAAGUUCAGUCUACAAACUUGGAGACCACGUCGAGUUCAUUGGGACAGGGUGCAAAAGGGUCAGGUUCCCUGUUUGUUGACUGUGAGCAGGAACUUGAUAAGGCCGUGGAGAGAGCACUAAAGGAUGCACUCAUCAUCAACGAUGGGGCGUGCUUCUUUGGGGACCUGGAGAGUGAAGAAGGGGUUUCUGUCGAGAUGAAACUGGACGAGGAGGCAGCAUCAGGAGAAAAAAGUCCCACUGAAGGUCCCCACACUGAUGAGAGGAAGAGCAGAGAAUCCCAUAAAAUACCGGUUGUUGGUUCUCAAGAAACUGAGGUUGUUGAUGAUACCAAAAUAGGGGAGAAAUUGCUGUCCGACGGUAGCCCUCAAACCAAUCCCACUCCCAAUGUGACAGAGUUCCUGAAUAUGACGCUAGACGACUUUCUAUCAUCACAAGCUUCCUCAUCUACCUCUUCCAAGAAUCCGAAGGACAACAAUGCAGUCCAGGUGAAAGGUUUGGAGCCCAAAGUCAAAGAGCCGAAGAGUACAAAAUCUGACUCAAACGCUGCGGCGGUGGGGACUAAGAAGCCAACAGAUGCAAGUGAUGGCAAUGUUAAAGAAGUCAUCCAGAGUACUUCGUAUAAAUCUGCUGCUAAUAUGAAGGGGUCUCGAGCGUCUCGUCGCCAUCAUCCUUAUGAGAGACGGAAGGAGAUGGAGGCGGUGGACACGAGCUUCAGCAAAAGGCUGGCCGUCCCGGAACUCAGAAAGCUGAUGCAAAACUACACCAUCGCUGCGUACAAGGAUCGCAAAAGAAACCGACACCACCACGAUAACGAGCCAGACUUCUUCAAUAGUCCUCGAAACGAUCCAGCCCGAUUCAAGAAUGUCGCGAAACAGUUCAGUCGUGGCAGCAGCCAGGAAAAGACCAAGGAGGAAGAGCAACGGGGUGACGUGAAGAGUCUGGCCUGGAGGCAGGAGAAGAAGAAAGAGAAGCUGAAUGCGAUGGAGAGAGAGAUGAAUCAGGGAGGGGCCAAGAAAGAGGAAGUCACUCCCGAGAAUACCGAGGAGGCGUUUCAAGCGGAACAGCUUUAUUAUGAAGAUAAGGUUGAUCCCAGUCCUGCAUGCAAGACAGAGAGUCAAGGCCAGCCAGCAACUCCUAUCAACCAAGCAUCGGGGAAAUCGCAACAACCAACAGCUCAAAGAAAGAAAAUGGCAACAACAACAACAACAGCCACAGGCGCGUGCCAAGGUGGAAUAGGCCUAGGGAUAACACCAGACCCAACAAUCAGUUCAACAAUCAGCAAGCCCAGUUUGAGCAGCAGCGUAGACGACAACAACAGCAGCUCAACCAACAGCAACAGCAACAGCAGCAGCAGCAACAACAACUGCAAGAGGCCCUUUACCGACAAAUACAGCAACAGCAACAGCAGUUCUCAUAUCAGCUACAGAGACAGCAGCAGCAGCAACAACAGCAACAGCAACAGCAACAGCAGCAGUGGUUCCAGCAGCAACAGCAGCGAAGUGCUGGCUGGGGCUGGAGGAGGUAGCUCAGCUAGCCUGAGCAUGGGUGGGGGGGAUCAUCAGCCACAGCAUAUCAACACAAUACCAGCAUAUCCGUUUUCGUCGCAGCUUGCAUUAAACACCGUCCCUACAGCAGCCACUACGCCUAUCAACAGAGUCAACACACCGGGGAGUUCACCUGUCCUCAACCAACAUUACAUCCCAGCCCAGCCAGCCACGUCCAAAGAUUCCUGUUUGGUGUCUUGCUCCAUCAACGUAUCACGUGACCCAAGAAUUAUGCGGAAGCACUCCCAAAGUGAUCCCAGCAAGGCACCCCAGCAAUCUGAAUCGACAGCUUCCGCUACCCCAUCGACGUCAACAAUGCAAAAACAGUCUCAGUCCAGUCCCGCAGUGCAUGCCACCAGCAGUGCGCCUGCACCGCCCAAGGAGAAGAGAACCAAGUCCAUUCUCAAAGGGAGCCAAAGGCAUUCAAUAGACUCGUCAACUGAGAAGGAAAACUGCCAGAGUGGUCCCGCCGCCGAACAGGACAGUGCAACUGAUGCAUCCAAGAAGGUGAAGAUAAGUCUGUUGGAGUAUAAAGGCAAAGGAAGACAGCCUGAUACGCCUGGAACACAGGAGGUAGACCCUACCUUGGAUGUCAGACAGAUAGCUCUAUCACCUUCAUGUCCCAACAUUCAGGUAACUGUCACCGGAGAUACAAAGCGGACACUUUUGCUUGAGGAAGUCGACUGCGUUAAACCGAAGGAGGACGAAGAAACUCUUAAAAAAAAAAAACAUGAUGUCACAGUAAGCGACGAGGUAAGAAAUCCUCCUCAGCGGGAAGAGAAGCUCCUCACAGUGCAGAUCAGUAACGAGGGUGAUUCAAGAGUGGUCGUCGACCGGAGUAUCUCUCCACCACUUCAACCAAGCAUGCUUCAUAGAGACGUCAAUGCCUUCUUGAGAGAACAACCGAACCUUGUGAUUACCAUGACCAGAGAAGACUCAGAUGACGAAACAAACACUCUCUUAAAGCCCAUUGAGAACUUUCCGAAGUUUGUAAAUCAUGAGUCGAAUGGUGACGUGAACAGUUCUGUUCACCUCACAGGGACAAAUGCUCCAGAGGUCAGCAAGAAACUCCAGAUGAGUGUUGAAAACUCAGUCACUAUUGCUCUUCUCGAGCUGGAGGACGCCAUCUUCAAUAUUUCUGCAGACACCAUCGCAGGCAUCAAGACAAGGCAGAGUUUCCUCGGGGAGCAUCUCGCCAAACUGUCGCCAACCUCAGUCAGUCGGAGACUGCAAGAUAUCAAGUUUGAACUCGAUGCAUUCUGGUCCGAGCUGCGCACACUGGAUCUGCCAGAGUCUCUGCAAGUCACCGAGGCAGUGCCUUGCGAUCCACGCUGUCUGUCCAUCAAAAGAAAACCCUCUCAGAAUGGAGAGGUCAACGGGGUUGAUUUGACAUCUCAUACCAUCAAUGAUAUCAUGAUGGAUGUUACAUCCAAGAUGAUGUCUUGUUUAGAAUCUGAUACAGUUUCUAGAAAGAAACAAGAAAGGAUGACGACUUGUUUCUCGACGCACCUUCCCAAGCUGGUCAAGCUAACUGGUGUUCUCGCAAGUCCUCGAAAUUCACCGGAAAACCCGUAUGCAUGCUCAGAUCAAAUGGAUGUGAUGAUAUCUGGAAUGAAACAAGACAUCGAGAGAAAAGUUGAUGAUCUUUACUUCAGUGUGACUGACCAAUGUAGUCCCAUAGAAAAGGUCCAAAAGAUGUCAGAAAUGCCAGACUUUUCAUCAAAACCCGAUAUCCCUUUGAUUGUCCAACAUUUAUUAGCAGCAGCACGAGCUCAGUCCUGUAAAACCCAGGACACCUCAGGUGAUAUGACGUCCACUUUUUUCCCUGUUGAGGCUUGUGAUACCAAAGUCACACACCCAUCUACAGUAGAUGAGACUACAGUUUCCCCUGUUGAGGCACGUGGUACCGAAGUCACAUACCCAUCUACAGUAGACGACAGUACAGUUUCCCCUGCUGAAUUGCGUGAUAACAUAUUCACAUUUCCAUCUAGAGUAGACUACAGUACAAUUUUCCCUGUUGAGGCGCGUGAUAUCAAAGUCACACAUGCAUCUACAGAAAACUACAGUACAGUUAUCCCUGUUGAGGCGCAUGAUACCAAGGUCAAACACUCGUCUACAGUUAACUACAAUACAGUUUCACCUGCUGAGGCGCGUGGUACCAAAGUCACAUACCCAUCUACAUCAAACUACAGUACAGGUUUCUCUGUUGAGGUGCAUGAUACCAAGGUCAAACAUUUGUCUACAGUUAACUACAAUACAGUUUCACCUGUUGAGGAGCGUGGUACCAAAGUCACAUACCCAUCUACAGCAAACUACAGUACAGGUUUCUCUGUUGAGGCGCAUGAUACCAAGGUCAAACACUCGCCUACAGUUAACUACAAUACAGUUUCACCUGUUGAGGCGCGUGGUACCAAAGUCACAUACCCAUCUACAGCAAACUACAGUACAGGUUUCUCUGUUGAGGCGCAUGAUACCAAGGUCAAACACUCGUCUACAGUUAACUACAAUACAGUUUCACCUGUUGAGGCGCGUGGUACCAAAGUCACAUACCCAUCUACAGCAAACUACAGUACAGGUUUCUCUGUUGAGGCGCAUGAUACCAAGGUCAAACACCCAUCUACAGUAAACUCCAACCAAAACGACAGUCUUCCUCCGGAACCACCAACAAAAGAACCUGACACAAAUACGAACAGCUGGAAACUUGUGGAUAACAGGCCAUUGACAAACCCCAAAAAGAACACUGAAUUUCAACCUUCAAAAGUAGAAAUUAGACUCAGUCCAGAGCGAUCACCUGUAAGACAUAUCACUUCUUCGACAAAGAUGAAGCGAAAAAAUGCUGUCACCCCGUCGACCCCCGAUAGCUGUAAAUGGGGCAAGUUCACAAUGAAGCUCUGGGGCAAGCGACCAAAGAAACCAGACAGGCCUGAGAAGGUGAAGACUUCAAACACAAACUCCCCCGAACUGUCGCCUGAUACACCAGACACAAACCCAUCAACCGAUGCUCCUUUAGAAGACACCCAAGACACUACUGAGGCAAUGACGAAAGAAGAACCAAGCGACACACAGACAGCUACGGAGAAGAAACUCAGCAGUGACGAUGAAAAAGCAGUUGAAGACAUGUGUGCAAAACUACUCGGAGAGGAUAAGAAGAAAGAAAAGCCAGUCACUGGAACGGGAAUUCCCACCCUUCUGAAUCGAAGUACCAGUCAUACUGCAUCAGCUCCUAAGCGCCCGUAUUCUAGUACACCAGCAACUGCGAGCAAAGAGAGCAUUCCUCAAACGCAAACCACAUGGCCAACAACAGUUCAGGCAAGCUCCCAUAACACUGGAAUCACUCAGCAGCAAGCCUACAACCCUGUUGCUGCGAAUCAGAACACGACCAACCAGACAUAUCCGUACAGCCAUCAAACUAUGACACAACAGCAACCCUGUGUACCUCAGACCCAAAACACUGCGGGUUACAUGCAGCAUCAAACCCCAACUUACCAGUACAAUAAUGGCAGCCAAGGUUGUGUACCGUACCAGGGGUACCCCCAACAAACUCAAGGGAUUUCAAACAUGAUGGCACAGCACGGGCAAGCAAGUCAAGGGUUUAUGCAACAGGCAUCGAACGCUGUACCCUUCGGCCCUCAGCAAAAUGCAAAUUGUGUCCAACAGCAGUAUACCAAGGGAUAUGGUUACAGCGGUAAUCCCAUGCAAUCGGGUAUGGGACCUGGACAGUAUAACAUAGGAUAUGGAGCUCAAAACUGUGGAACCGGAAUGACUGGAAAUAACAUGGGAUAUGGGUCUUCAGGGCAAAUGACCAGCAACAUGGGACCUGGACCUACCAACAUGGGACCUGGACCUAACAACAUGGGACCUGGACCUAACAUGGGACCUGGACCUAACAACAUGGGACCUGGACCUAACAACAUGGGACCUGGACCUAACAACAUGGGAUCUGGACCUAACAACAUGGGACCUGGACCUAACAACAUGGGACCUGUACCUAACAUGGGACCUGGACCUAACAACAUGGGACCUGGACCUAACAACAUAGGACCUGGACCUAACAACAUGGGACCUGGACCAAACAACAUGGGACCUGGACCUAACAACAUGGGACCUGGACCUAAUAAUAUGGGACCUGGACCUAUCAACAUGGGACCUAGCUCAGCCAACAUGGGACCUGGACCUAACAACAUGGGAUCUGGACCAAACAAUAUGGGACCCGGACCAAACAACAUGGGACCCAGACCAAACAACAUGGGACCUUGCCAAACCAACAUGGGACCUUGCCAACCCAACAUGGGACCUAGACCUUACACUCAAGGACCUAUGAGACAGCAGCCUCCAGUACCAGGGAUAGAUAGUGAAGGUAUAGUAAACUCUGGGAUGCAUGACAGUGCUGGACAGUAUUCCAAUUACAUGUAUAACAUGAAUUUGUAUGCAUGCUACUCGCAGGUAUAUUAUGCAAACCCAUUUGAAUACAUGACAGCAGAACAGCCGGGCAGCAUUGAAAUUGGCAAAGAAUCCCAAGCUGACCCAGAAGUGGAGACCAAACCAAAUGAUAAUGAACAGAAAGAUGAGUCAAAAAUAAUUAACAGUGACAUUAAAGAAGUCAAGACCAGAAUGAAAUUACAAGAAUCUUUCACUUCCAAGGUAGAGAUAGACAACGUCGACAUAAAAGCUUGUUCAAUCAUGGCCACCGAAACUUCCUCAGAGUGUAGUGUAGAAAGUUUAAAGGUAACACAUUGUCAGAAGAACUUGGACAAAACUGUGGUAGAAGUAGUGGCUGUAGGCUCCAAAAAUACUUCCUGUAGCUUAACAUUAUUAGAACCAGUGAGACAUGAACCAGAGGACUCUCCAGAUUUUAUGAUAGAACAAUUUAAUGUGGAUGGUAAAUGCAGCUGCAAGAAUUCUGCAGUUGAAGGAUCUAACCUGGAUGUCAAGAUGAUUGCUCCUCCAGCGUCAUCAAGAAAAGAAAACGGAAGCUCUGAGUGGGCCAUUUCUAGAGAACAGAACGAUGAUCGAGUUGAUAAUAUGUCAGUAUUGAAUAUGGUCUUCAGUUCUGAGGGAGAAGCUCUUACCGAUGACUGCAACGAUGUUGAGAAGAUUGCCUCCCCAGUAUAUUCCAGAAAAGAAAGUGGAAGCGUUGAGUUGGCCGUUCUUAGAGAACAGACUGAUGAUUGUGUUGAUGAUGAUUUGUCGGUUGUAAGCAUGGUCUUCAGUUCCGAUGAACAGACAGUUACUGAUGACUGGAGUGAGACCAUUCUAGACAGUCAACAGGACGAGGAGGUAAAUGUUACACCAUCUCUUGAUGAGUCCAUCUCCUUCCUUCCGCAAGGGGUUGAACACGGAGUUAUGACUAGCUUUCUUAUUGAGGAGUUUUACAAGCCCAGAUCAAGCUCCUGUGUUCUAGACAAACAAAACAAUACAUUAUAUGCCAAUGGAGAUGACGGAAAUGCAACUGGAGUUUUAAGUUCAUCAAAAGAAACUGCUGAUGGAGCUUUGCCAGUUGAUAUGACACCGUCGGAUUCAUUCACACACUUGAAAAGUCCAGAAGAAAAUGAAAGUUUUUGUAAAUCUUCAGUUGAUUAUUUUCCAGGUAAUCGCAGAAUGGAAUUCGUGAGUUUCUAUGGUAGUAAUGAUAAAGACUACUCAAAGCUAGAUGCUCAUGUGGAUGAACAGAAUGUCAAGUCGAUUACUUCACCGGCAUUAUCUCGAGAGAACAAAGCAACCAGCACAUUGACCUCUCCUGGAGAGCAGAAAGUUUUGGGUGUAGAGGAUUCACCUUUAGUGAAGAUGGUUUGCAGUCUCGAGGAUGAAACUCUUACCAACGACUGCAACGGUGUCAAGACGAUUGCCUCCGAAGCAUCUUCCAGAGAAGAAAAUGGAAGCACUGAGAUUACUGUUCCUAGAGAGCAGAACGACGAUUGUGUCGACAAUAUGUCAGUACUGAGCAUGGUGUUCAGUUCCGAGGAACAAACUCUUACGGAUGGUUGCAAUGAUGUCAAGAUGAUGCCUUUCCCGGCAUUUUCAAGAAAAGAGUCUUCCGUUCGUAGAGAGCAGAAUGAAAAUUGUGUUGAUGAUAUGUCUGUAUUGAACAUGGUCUUCAGUUCUGAGGGAGAAGUUCUUACUGACGACUGCAACGAUGUCAAGAAGAUUGCCUCCCCAGCAUCUUCAAAAAAAGAAAACGUAAGUCCCAAGUCUGCUGUUCCUAGAGAGCAGAACGAUGAUUGUGUUGAUGAUAUGUCAGUAUUGAGCAUGGUUUUUAGUUCUGAAGAACAGACCCUAUCAGAUGACUGCAACGAUGUCGGGUUGAUUGCCUCUCCAGCAUCUUCAAGAAAUGAAAAUGGAAGCACCAAGUCUGCCAUUCCUAGAGAGCAGAACGAAGAUUGUGUUGAUGAUAUACCAGUGUUGAGCAUGUCUUUCAGUUCAGAGAAACAUUUAGUUACUGAUGACUGCAACGAUAUCGAAAUGACGCCUCUCCCUGGACUUUCAAGAAAAGAAAAUGGAAGCACGAAGUCUGCUGUUCCUAGAGGGCAGAACGGUGAUUUUUUUGGUGAUAUGCCAGUAUUGAGUAUGGCUUUCAGUUCCGAUGAACAAACAGUCACUUAUGACCGCAACGAUAUCGAGAUGACUCCUCCCUCGGGAUUUUCAAGAAAAGAAAAUGAAAGCAACAAGUCUGCUGUUUUUAGAGGACUUAACGAUAAUUGUUUUGAUGAUAUGCCAGUAUUGAGUAUGGCUUUCAGUUCUGAUGAACAAACACUCACUGAUGACCGCAACGAUAUCGAUAUGACUCCUCCCUCUGGAUUUUCAAGAAAAGAAAAUGGAAGCAAUAAGUCUGCCGUUUUUAGAGGACUAAACGAUAAUUGUUUUGAUGAUAUGUCAGUAUUGAGUAUGGCUUUCAGUUCCGAUGAACAAACAUUCACUGAUGACCGCAACGAUAUCGAGAUGACUCCUCCCCCAGGAUUUCCAAGAAAAGAAAAUAGAAGCACCAAGUCGGCCGUUCCUAGAGGGCAGAAUGACGAUUGUUUUGAUCAUAUGCCAGUAUUGAGCAUGGCUUUCAGUUCAGGGGAACAAACACUCACUGAUGACCGCAACGAUAUCGAGAUGACUCCUCCCCCAGGAUUUCCAAGAAAAGAAAUUGGAAGCAACAAGUCGGCCAUUCCUAGAGGGCAGAACAAUGAUUGUUUUGAUUAUAUGCAAGUAUUGAGCAUGGCUUUCAGUUCCGAUGAACAAACACUCACUGAUGACUGCAACGAUAUCGAGAUGACUCCUCCCCCCGGAUUUUCAAGAAAAGAAAAGAAAAGCACCAAGGCUACUGUUCCUAGAGGGCAGAACGAUGACUAUGUUGAUGAUAUGUCAGUACAGAGCAUGGUCUUUAGUUCCGAGGAACAAACUCUUACCGAUGACUGCAAUGAUGUCAAGAUGAUUCCUUUCCCAGCAUCUUCAAAAAAAGAAAAUGGAAGCGACAAGACGGCCGUUUCUAGAGAGGACAACGAUGAUUGUGUUGAUGAUAUGUCAGUAUUGAGCAUGGUCGUCAGUUCCGAGGGAGAAGCUCUUACUGAUGACUCAAGUGAGACCAUUCAAGACAGUCAACAGAAUGAGGAGGUCCAGCAAGCAGUUGGGCACCAGUAUUCUAGAUCAGGCAAUCGAACAACAGACGAUGCCGGCCCUUCCACUGCUGGCUCUUUCACGGACACACCACCUUCCCAUUCAAUCCGAGGGUCACUUCAAGUGAGCAUCGAAGCGGGCUCGGUAACCAAGGGGAACUCUUCUUUUCCAGGCUGCCUGGGAAGAGAGUGGGUUAAGGGUGAUUGGGAGACGGGAGAGUGUCGGGAAGAGCCGGCGGUGGACAAGCAGGGGAAGGCCUGGCUGGAGAAGGCCUCUCUGGAGGGAGCCUUGCCGGAGGCAGGGCAGGGCGGGAAUGACGCUGAGUCCAUGGGGAUUGUGGUUCCGGAUGUGACACUGCUGAUGACCUGCUGUCCAGAUGACUUUGAUACACUCUGUUCAAGGCUACUGCUAAGGUCCACCUCAAACGGGGACAAACGAUGGAAGUUGUUGCUCGGAUCUGAAGUUGUAGUAAAGUUGGAUCAAGUUAGGCAGCUCUUACCCACGGAAUCCCAGCUUGGUCAGCAGGCGUACCAAAUCCUCAAGGUGUGUAGCACAUACCAUGGUCUCGGCAUUGUGCAACUCUUACCGUGCCAAAACACGUACCACGGAGCUGUGACGGUUCAGAGUCAGAUUGACUACAUUCUUGAGUUGAGACGGGGUGUGAUAAGCGCACAGCAGCGCCACUGUGUCUUCCUUUCUGAUGGGAACCCUGAGAGUGCAGAUGCGAUCCUAUUCAGAGAGAGGAACAUUGACGUCUGCAACAUGAAGAUCCUUCUAGACAGAUUGGCCGCUAGUACGCCCACUGAUCAACCCCAAGGAAGGAGAAACACCCAACAUGGGUACACCACCAGCCUGGGCGUAGAGGGGCGGUUGAUGGCUCCUACAACCGAGCAUCCCUUGGGUGUCUCCGGUACCCCGACAAGACAACUAUGCAAGCCGAGAUGGGAGUAA
Molecule: messenger RNA, 17140 nt
Organism: Asterias rubens (European starfish)
Lineage: Eukaryota; Metazoa; Echinodermata; Asteroidea; Forcipulatida; Asteriidae
Exons: 27
Coding region: 1103-17140 (5345 amino acids)
Biological process (GO): negative regulation of gene expression, epigenetic
Cellular component (GO): nucleoplasm
Source: RefSeq, a predicted model, not a curated record